AUGGUUAAAUCAACAUCACAAUCAAAUAAGCAAAAGAAAGUUACAACAAGUAAACAUAAAGAAAGAUCAUUCGAAGACAAUGGCAAAACACAUGAAGUUGACGUUUCCAUCAGUAAAGGUGAAGAGAAACAUCGUAUUCUUGCACAAAGCUAUCCUAUAAAAUUGGCAAUGUGGGAUUUCGGUCAGUGUGACAGCAAGAAGUGUACAGGUAGAAAACUAGAGAGACUCGGUUAUGUCAAAGCAAUCAGUCUUGGAAAUAAAUUUAGAGGUAUUGUUCUAACACCUGAUGGUAAGCAAUCUAUUUCACCAAUAGAUAGAGAAAUAGUUGAACAACUUGGUAUAUCAGUAGUCGAUUGUUCAUGGGCUAAAUUGGAAUCGAUUCCAUUUGCAAAGAUGAGAGGUGGUCAUGAUAGAUUGUUACCAUUCCUUAUUGCUGCGAAUCCAGUUAAUUAUGGUAAACCAUUCAAGUUGUCCUGUGUAGAAGCAGUUGCAGCUUGUCUGUUCAUCACUGGUUUCGAUAAGGAAGCACAUCAGAUAUUGAGUGGAUUCAAAUGGGGACCAUCGUUCUACACUGUGAACAAAGAUCUAUUUGAAAGAUACUCAUUGUGUAAAGAUAGUACUGAUGUUGUCAAUGUACAGAAUGAAUUCCUAAAGAAGUGUCAAGAGGAGCAGUUGGAGAAGAUCAACGCAUUGAGCAUAACAGACGACGAUGGUUUAAUUUCAAAUCCAAAUAGAUUAGUACAACAAGAUAUAGAAUAUGGUGAAGAAGAAGAUGAUGAUGAUGACGAUGAUGAUGAUGACGGGGAUGAAGAGGAGGAAGAUGAAGAAGAAGAAGAAGAAGAAGAGGAAGAGGAAGAGGAAGAAGAGGAAGAAGGAAAAGUAGAAGAAAAUAAAGGUGAAACUAAUCAAGACGAUGAUGACGAAGAUGAAGAUGAUGAAGAAGAGGAGGAAGAAGAGGAUGAAGAAGAGAUAAAGAAGAAAUAUAGAGAAAAGAAAGAACAACAACUACAAAAGAGAGAAGAAAGAAAUCAAAGAAAAGAACAAGAAAAAUCAUCUGGAAACAAUAAGAAGAACAGGCAUAGACGUUAA
This is a messenger RNA of Heterostelium album PN500, 1089 nucleotides long. Its product is annotated as ribosome biogenesis TSR3 family protein. Gene Ontology annotation, molecular function: rRNA small subunit aminocarboxypropyltransferase activity. The record is from RefSeq and is a predicted model, not a curated record. Bases 1 to 1089 code for a protein of 362 amino acids. Lineage: Eukaryota; Evosea; Eumycetozoa; Acytosteliales; Acytosteliaceae. The transcript is spliced from 3 exons. Gene Ontology annotation, biological process: maturation of SSU-rRNA.